AUGUGUGUUAUGGUGGCCUUUGGUGGUUACAUUUCUGGUUGGGCUUCUGGUACCAUUGGUGGUUUCGAAUCUCAUACUGAUUUCUUAGCUAGAUUUGGUUCUACCAGUGGUUCUGGUAAGCGUUAUUUGUCCAAGGUUAGAACUGGUUUAUUGACUUCCAUGUUCAAUGUUGGUCAAGCCAUUGAUUGUUUCUUCUUAGGUAGAAUUGGUGAUAUGUAUGGCCGUCGUUUUGGUAUUAUUGUUGCUUCUAUAAUCUUUAUUGUUGGUACUGUUAUUCAAAUUGUCUCUGUUAAGGCUUGGUACCAAUAUAUGAUUGGUAGAAUUGUUGCUGGUCUAGGUUGUGGUUUGAUUGCCAUUUUGUCUCCUAUGUUGAUUUCUGAAGUUUCUCCAAAACAUAUGAGAGGUGCCAUGGUUUCUUGUUACCAAUUGAUGAUCACUUUAGGUAUCCUCUUGGGUUACGGUUCCAAUUAUGGUACUAAGAGAUAUGAUGAUUCUCGCCAAUGGAGAGUUCCAUUAGGUUUACAAUUUGCUUGGUGUUUAUUUUUAGUUGGCGCUAUGUUAUUCGUCCCAGAAUCUCCAAGAUUUUUGAUUGAAAAAGGUAGAUAUAAAGAUGGUAAACGUUCUAUUGCCAAGUCCAACAAGGUUUCUCCAGAUGACCCAGCUGUCAUUAUGGAAGCUGAUGAAAUCCAAGCUGCCAUUGAUAGAGAAAGAGCAGAAGAUGAAGCCACUUGGGGUGAUUUAUUGGAUACUAAACACAAGAUUUUACAAAGAGUUAUUAAUGGUAUUAUGUUACUAGCUUUACAACAAUUGACAGGUUGUAACUAUUUUUUCUACUACGGUACAAUUAUCUUCAAAGCUGUCGGUUUAGAAGAUGGUUAUGAAACUGCCAUUAUAUUCGGUGUUGUUAAUUUCUUUUCAACUUUUGUUGCCCUAUACUUGGUUGAUAGAUUUGGUAGAAGAGCUUGUUUGCUAUGGGGUGCUGCUGGUAUGACUUGCUGUAUGGUUGUCUUUGCUUCAGUUGGUGUUUCUAGAUUAUGGCCAAAAGGUAAGAAGGCUGGUAUUACAUCUCAAGGUGCCGGUAACUGUAUGAUUGUUUUCAGUUGUUUCUUCUUAUUUUGUUUCGCUACUUCCUGGGCUCCAGUUGCUUUCGUCAUUAUCUCUGAAUCUUUCCCAUUGAAGGUCAAGGCCAAGGGUAUGGCUUUAGCUAUUGUUUCCAACCAAAUGUGGAACUUCUGUAUCGGUUUCUUCACUCCUUUCAUCACUGGUGCCAUUAACUUUGCCUAUGGUUACGUUUUCGUGGGCUGUCUAGUAUUUGCCUGGUUCUAUGUCUUCUUCUUUGUCCCAGAAACUAAAGGUAUGGUUUUGGAAGAUGUUAACGUCAUGUGGGAAGAAGGUGUAUUGCCAUGGAAACCCGCUUCAUGGGUUCCUCCAAGUGAUAGAGAUGCCACCUAUGACGUAAAUGCCAUGGCUAAUGAUUAUCAACCGGUCUGGAAGAAGAUGUUUGGUAAAUAA
Messenger RNA from Henningerozyma blattae CBS 6284, 1512 nucleotides. Its product is annotated as sugar porter family MFS transporter. Gene Ontology annotation, biological process: carbohydrate transport; transmembrane transport. Gene Ontology annotation, cellular component: plasma membrane. Gene Ontology annotation, molecular function: carbohydrate:proton symporter activity. Bases 1 to 1512 code for a protein of 503 amino acids. NCBI's taxonomy places the organism in Eukaryota, Fungi, Ascomycota, Saccharomycetes, Saccharomycetales, Saccharomycetaceae. The transcript has a single exon. The record is from RefSeq and is a predicted model, not a curated record.